UCAUCUCAAACGGCUCUCUUCACACCAGUUUUCUCCUCGAAUAAUAGUUCCCAGUUGCCACCGGCAACAAGUGAUCUGUCGCUAACAGCUCUUUACUCCACUCUCUAAUUCUUGUGCUCAUCGCCUUCAUCUUCUGUUGGGUCGCUCUUCUUUCUUCCCAAUCCAGCUCGCUCUCACCAACUCCCCAAAAAUAUAUUCGAACACAUUCUGCUUCAUCUCCUUCUCAUUUGUUUCUAAUCCCUAUUUCCUGUUUUUUUGACAAUUUAAGCAAAAGCUACAAAUUUGAUAACCAGAUCUAACCGUUAUGUCUUCCCUCAAUACUUCUCCGCAACUCUGUUAACGUUUUAUUGUUCUGCUCCUGCCAUUCUUUUCCUUAUUUUGCCUUAGUUCUGCUGGGUUUCUUUCUGAACGGAGAUGGAGAAGAAACAGGGCUUCUUCUCAGCUUUGAAGGAGGAAGUUGUGAGAGGUCUUUCACCGGGCAAAUCGAGGUCAAGGUUUCGCUCGCGGUCUGAGAGUCCAGCGAGAAGCAUUUCUCCGAUGGUUGGCCUUUUGCUUCCUCGCCGGAGAAAGAGCCACCAGAGCAGCCAUUCUUUCUCCAACCUCCCGGAGCCGUUUAUAGGUAGAUCCGGCAGUUUUCGGCCGGUGGGAGAAGCUCUCGCGCCGUUAAUGGAGGGGCCUGAUCCUUACGCCGCCGACGACUUCCCCGGUGCCUCCGGUGACUCCAGGAAGGAGGGAUGGGGGCAAUGGGUUCGAGGUCAGCUUUCUCGCACUCCCUCUGUUUCCCCCGCCGCUACCGGCGUUGGUGGAAGCGGUUAUCGUCGCUCCGACCUCCGCCUUCUACUUGGUGUCAUGGGAGCUCCCCUUGUUCCCAUUCACGUCAGCUCUCUCGAUCCUUUUCCUCAUCUCAGUAUCAAGGACACUCCAAUAGAGAGCUCGUCGGCGCAGUACAUUCUUCAGCAGUACAUGGCGGCGUCCGGUGGGAUGAAGGUGCAGAGCUCCAUCCGCAACGCGUAUGCGAUGGGGAAGCUCAGGAUGGUGGCGGCGGAGUAUGAAACAGCAAAGAAAGUGACCAAGAACAGGGGCUCGCCGGUGGAGUCCGGUGGCUUCGUGCUGUGGAAAAUGGCUCCUGAUAUGUGGUACGUCGAGCUCGCCGUCGGUGGGAGCAAAGUGCACGCGGGUUCCAACGGUAAACUCGUCUGGCGUCACACUCCUUGGCUCGGCGCGCACGCCGCUAAAGGUCCCGUUCGGCCACUUCGCCGCUCACUUCAGGGCCUUGAUCCGCUGACUACGGCGAGCAUGUUUGCCAAUGCGCGAUGCAUUGGCGAGAAGAAGAUCAAUGGCGAGGAUUGCUUCAUUCUUAAGCUAACAGCCGACCCGCAGACACUGAAAGCGAGGAGUGAGGGAACAGCGGAGAUCAUACGGCACGUUCUUUUCGGCUACUUCAGCCAAAAAACCGGACUUUUGAUUCACAUGGAGGAUUCCCACCUAACUCGAAUUCAAUCCACCGCCACCGGAGGCGACACUGUAUACUGGGAGACAACCAUCAACUCCUUCAUGGACGACUACCGCCCCGUCGAAGGAGUCAUGAUAGCUCACUCCGGCCGCUCCAUCGUCACCCUGUUUCGCUUCGGAGACGAAGCAAUGAGCCACACGAAGACCAGAAUGGAAGAAGCAUGGACAAUCGAAGAAGUUGCUUUCAAUGUUCCCGGCCUCUCAGUAGACUGCUUCAUUCCCCCAGCCGAUAUACGCUGCGGCCUAAUCAGCGAAGCCAACGAGCUGCCGCAUGGAGAGAGGGGGAGGAGCAACAGCACCGCCAUUACCGGUAAUCACAGAGCAAAAGUUGCAGCUUUGGAGAGAUCUCAAGAUGCAGGGGUGAGCAAUGUUGUUUGGAAAAUGGAAAUGUAGUUCUAUUCGUCGUUGAAAUUUCUAUUCUUUCUAGAACUUUUUAAAAUGUACUACUAACUGCUAAUCAUUAGAGGUUAGCAGUGUUUAAGAUGAGGGGGGUGGUGAGGGUGUGUACUCUGUAUAAUGUUUAACUGCUUGUGCUAAUUUCUAUCGCUGAUGGGUGGGGAGAAGAACUGGGAAGAAGAAGAUGAUGGCCACCAAAUAUGACUGUUUUAGAAAUCUUUCGUUUCUUCUUCUGCGCAAAAUUCGAGUUUUGUUUCAGCGCGGGGUUCCUGACUUUCUGUAAAAGAUUUGUGGAUCAAUUGAAUGCAUCUGUGCGAUAUUUUUUUCUCUUUU
Messenger RNA from Phalaenopsis equestris, 2241 nucleotides. RefSeq lists its product as uncharacterized. The record is from RefSeq and is a predicted model, not a curated record. The transcript has 3 exons. NCBI's taxonomy places the organism in Eukaryota, Viridiplantae, Streptophyta, Magnoliopsida, Asparagales, Orchidaceae. Bases 415 to 1905 code for a protein of 496 amino acids.